UAUAGUACAACUACUCUGCCUCGCUGCUAGUCAGUCUGAACGGUUCUGCUAGGCAAGUCUCAAGGGCAAACCAUGCAUUAGAGAUUCCCCAUCAAAUGCAAAGGAAAAUACAAUGCAUUGGAAUAAAAAAAGGGAUUUGUAACUGCUUUAUUGAAAAAGAUAUAUCCUGGCUGGAAACCUUGGAAUGAAAGACUUUUCCUACCAAAGAGAGAACAACAGGUGUUUCUCUAUUUCUCUUCUGUGAAGCACGACCUUGCUGUGGUGACCCCUUCUGGGGUUUAUUUGGUGACAGAUUCCCGACAACAAGAGGAACAACCCUAACAAACUGUUAUAUCAGCAAGACAAUUUUCAUCACAAAGUGGGGUGACAUUCUCUUGGCCCAUAGCCAGGAAUGGUGGAUAACUUCCUAGUGAGGGCCGAGGAGACUUUCUUACCUUACGAUAGCUCCCCACCGGUGUAUCACCUGUCGGACAUGGUGACGGACGCAGGGACCUACCAGGUGAUGCCCUCGCCCUUCUCCGAGGACGACCUGAGCGAGUCGUCCAGCCCUCGCUCCUGUUCUAGCCCUGACUCCCAAGUGCUCAGCUCCAGCUAUGGCAGCAGCUCUAGCGCCGAGAGCUCAGACAGCAUCCUGGACUUCCUGCUGUCCCAGACUUCCCUAGGCGGAACAGGGACCGCGGCGGCCAUCCCCAUGUCACUGCCCACCUUUCUGUGGGACUCACAAAGGGAUGCGCCGUCCCACCCCCAUCCAGAGGCCUUGAAAGAGGAGAGCGUGGACUUCUCUGUCUGGUCCUUGGUGGACAUGGAUGAGCCAUCCUUCCAGCCCACCUUGGAGGAGAUAGAGGAGUUCCUGGAGGAGAACAUGGAGGUGGUGUCAUCCAUAAAGCAGGAGGCCCGGGAGGGGGCGUUGGGGAUGGGUCUAGAGGAGAUCAUGGGACUGGGGGUGGGACUGGAGGUGUACAGGGAGUCCUCAUCCCCAGGGCCAAGGCUGGAGCUCGAGGCCAAGCAUUCAGACCAAACUGUGUCAACCGAGAAUGCCGCCACCACCACCGAGACCAAAAGCACACCGGCCACACCGGCACAGGAGUCCAUAGAAGGCCCGCAUGAUGACAGGUCCAAGAGUGGUUCAUUAUCCAGCAGGCUCGGGUCAGCAGAGAGCAGUGCAAACGGUGGCAGCGGUGGGAUGCCGGUCAUCCUGCAGAUCCAGCCCAUGCAGAUCAAACAGGAACCCGGUUCCACGGCUCCUCAUCCUCCUCCCCAAGUUGUCCAGCCUCCCCCUCAGCCGGCAUCAGACAUCAAAAUUGCCCAGCUGCUGGUCAACAUCCAGGGGCAGACCUUCGCCCUGGUGCCCCAGCUGCUGCCCUCCACCAGCCUCAAUGUCUCCUCCAAGUUUGUGCGCAUCGCUCCAGUUCCCAUUGCAGCCAAGCCCCUGGGCCUCGGGGAGGUGGUGGUUGGGGUCCAGGGCCAAGGGCUCCUGGUCGGGGGUCAGCAGUUUCAGAAGAACCCUGUGGCGGACCUCAUCAAAAUGCACAAAUGCACUUUCCCCAGCUGCACCAAGAUGUACACCAAGAGCAGCCACCUGAAAGCCCACCUCCGGAGACACACAGGGGAGAAACCUUUCGCCUGCACCUGGCCGGGCUGUGGAUGGAGGUUCUCGAGGUCGGAUGAGCUGUCGCGACACCGGCGGUCCCACUCAGGGAUCAAGCCUUACCAGUGUCCAGUGUGUGAGAAGAAAUUUGCCCGCAGUGACCAUCUGUCAAAACACAUCAAAGUCCACCGCUUUCCGCGAAGCCGGACCCUGCGCACAGCAAACUGACCCCACCCGGAUCACUCUUCAAUGGACAUAGGCCAAGGGAGCACGGAGUGUGUGUGUGUGUGUGUGUGUCUGUGAGAUGGAAUUUGUGUGAAUGUGUAUGUGUGAGAGUGUGGUAUGACUAAUGGAGAGAGAGAGAGAGAGAAAGAGAGAGCGAUGGACAUGGAAGGUUUAUGUGUGUGCCUUGCCUUUUAGAGAGAUCUAUAACGGUGGUCUUGUGCUAUAAUUUAUUGUAGAAAGCAAAAACAUGCAACAACCAAGCAAAACCAACAAAUGAAACUUACCAUCUUCUCAGUAAUCAAAAUUUCUUGAGAUUCUUGUUGCUGUUGGUACUUUUGUAUGUUGUACUCUUUUAAUUUGUUUUUCUGUUCUGUCUUUAUUUUUCAAUGAAAGAUUAGCUUUUUUCAUUCGAGAUGAAAUGUAUUAAUUGCAUUAGUAAUAGCCUUGUGUUUCUAUUUUACCUGGAUAUGACUGCCUUUUAUCUU
Molecule: messenger RNA, 2298 nt
Organism: Coregonus clupeaformis (lake whitefish)
Lineage: Eukaryota; Metazoa; Chordata; Actinopteri; Salmoniformes; Salmonidae
Product: Krueppel-like factor 15
Exons: 3
Coding region: 392-1816 (474 amino acids)
Biological process (GO): regulation of transcription by RNA polymerase II
Molecular function (GO): DNA-binding transcription factor activity, RNA polymerase II-specific; RNA polymerase II cis-regulatory region sequence-specific DNA binding
Source: RefSeq, a predicted model, not a curated record